Molecule: messenger RNA, 1566 nt
Organism: Dioszegia hungarica
Lineage: Eukaryota; Fungi; Basidiomycota; Tremellomycetes; Tremellales; Bulleribasidiaceae
Exons: 11
Coding region: 1-1566 (521 amino acids)
Biological process (GO): ubiquitin-dependent protein catabolic process
Cellular component (GO): COP9 signalosome
Source: RefSeq, a predicted model, not a curated record
AUGGCAGCCUCCACCUCCGCCCAACCCCCCUCCUCGGCCCCGAUGCCCGCCCACCCCGCCUUCCCCUCCCUCAUCCCCUCACACCUCCGCUCCGCCCCGACCAGCAACAUCUCCCCGCCCACAACCCCCGCAGCCGUCCUCAAGCUGAUCACCUCCUCCACCACCCCUCACGCCGUACACAACCAGCUCAUUCCUACUUUGAAGUUCGUCGCUGCCGGUGGGAAAGGCGGGGAUAAGGACAAGGAGAAGUUGAUAAAGAAGGGAGAGGAGAAUAUGGCGUUGUUUGAUCAGAAUCUGGGGGAUGUGACUGCGGACGAUAUUAGGAAUCUGGCGGCUGGUCUGGUCUUUGUUGUGUCGGCCCGGAUGCACCCAAACCAUACCGAUCAAAAGACGUACAAUGCCGAUCUGCUCAGGCUUGCGACCGAGAUCUGUAUCAACGGUGAUGCGGACCAGCUAAAUGCUUGCGGCGCGCGAUUGGGCGAGCUUGCAUGGGGAAUCCUCCGGCUCGCGAGAUACCUCAAAACGCCUGCCGCUGCUCUCGAGCCCAUUCAAGCUCUUUCAUACCGUGCUGUUGACCGUAAUUCGUUAUCGGGCGUUCACGCGGCCUUUCUCGAGGCUUCCCUCCUCACUGGAAACUUCAGCGGAGUACAGCGCCUCAUCUACAACGAAUACUUUGAGGUCAAGCAGAUGUCGCCGUCUUACCUUGACGUGAUUACCUUCUAUCACCACGCCGGGCUCAUCUGCGCCGCGUGCAAGCACUGGGAGAAAGCCGUCGAGAUGUUCUCUAUGGGCGUCUCUGUUCCUACGGCCGCUGCUUCGGCGAUCCAGCUGGCUUGCGCUAAACGCGCCAUCUUGUGCGGUCUUAUGAACAACGGCAAACUUGUGACAUUCCCCAAGUAUACGGCUGGCGUCGUGACUCGCGUGGUCGAGAAGAAUGCAAAGGAGUAUGUCAAGCUCGCCGAGGCGUUCAUCAAGGAAGAGUGGGUGACUGUACGGAGUGCGGUCGCGACCAAAGAAUUCAAGGAUGACUGCAACUUUGGUCUUCUCGAGCAAAUCAUCUCGUCUAUCCCCAUCAGACGGAUCCUCAAGAUCAAGUCGCGGUACUCGCGCAUGACCAUCACCGAUCUGGCCAACAGAAUCGAGCUUCCAGGGACAGAGGGGGAGAAUGAAGUUGCGGCUCUGGUGUAUCACAUGAUCGAGAACGGGGAUAUGCGAGCUACAAUCGAUAGUUCGGCAGGACCGACGAUCGUCGCGUUCAUGCAGGAGGAUAAAGACUAUACGUCCCCGAGUGCACUGGAGGAACUGAAGGCGGAGAAUCGCCUGGCGAACUUCUUAGAGAUGGAGUUGACGAGGAGCGGGAGGGAGUUGGGCGUGAACAGGGAAUAUCUCAAGAAGCAAGCACACAGUCUGGAAAACAACGGCGGGAAGGGCAUGGGCGGUCAAGGAAUGAAGGGCGGGGAAGAGCUGGACGAGGUGUUGAGCGGGAGAUCUCAAGGCGGGUUUGGGGGAGGCAAGAAGAUGGGAAUGCGGGGUGUUGGAUCGAAUAUGGGGGACACGGGAUUCUGA